AGUUAACAUUUGAUUUAGCUUUUGGUCUUCGGAUGAAUUGAGGCUGCUGCGGGAAUUGAAAUGGCAACUAUGGAAUAUUGUACCCUUUUUUUCACCAUCGUGCUGCCCCGAACAGCUUGGAUAUUUCUUCACACCAUAUCUUUUCACAUUGCCCUUCCGGCAGGGUUCCAGCAGCAUAUGGUGGAUGGUUUGGUUCGGCUCAGUAGUUUGAAAAGGGUAUUUGGUACCCCAUCACGCUGGUCACAGAGCAACAUGCUGACAGAUCUAUUGCUCAGCAUUAGAAGAUUAGUUGUGAUGCGCUGGGGGAAUUAGUUGGAAACAAUGGUUUGAAAUCAGCCUGUUCAGCGCUCUGAUUGACAUGCAGUCAUUUUGGUUAAGUGCUUUGUUUGGUUUGGCAAAAUUUGCAAGUGUUUGCUUUUGUUCUUGGUGGCUCUUGAUCAGAUAGAUGGAAAUAUGCAUUCAAAAAUGUUGAAAUGACAUUUUAAUGGAUUAGAAAUGGAGUUUCAACUUGAGCAAUCUUUUUUGCAAAGACGCUUUGCAUGUUGCGGUGCAUUUAGGAGGACUGUGCUAUCCCAGGCUUCUCCUUGAUGCUGUACACUUUAGCAGGAGGGGGCACACUCUGUGGUCUGGCCGCCCUCGUGCUCCUCAUAGUCUCCACGGCGACCGACUUCUGGAUGCAGUACCGCUACUCAGGCGCCUCGGCCAACCAGGGCCUCUGGAGGUUUUGCAUCAAUCACAAGUGCCAUGCCCACACCAUCACUGUGGCCUUCUGGGAUGCGACGAGGGCCUUCAUGCUGCUGGCCGUGCUGAGCUGCUUCGCUGGCGUGGUGCUGGGCCUGAGUGCAUUCGCCAAUGGCACCAAGAGCAGGAGGGUCCGGAUGGGGGGCAUCGCUCUGCUCCUGUCAGGUUUUCUUGCUCUGUUAGCUCUGGCCAUCUACACUGGUGUGACUGUCAACUUUUUUGGCAAGCGCUUCCUUGAUUGGCGCUUCUCCUGGUCCUACAUCUUAGGUUGGGUGGCCAUCAUCUUAACUUUCGUUGCUGGUGUGUUCCAACUCUGUGCCUACCAGAAGAACAUUUCAGAACCACCUAACAUUCAAGAAAGCUAAAUGGAGCAGAUCUUUUACUUGCACAAAAGAAUAAACGAUCAACCUCCUUAGUCUUUACCAUUACCAUUGAUAGCAAUGUGACCACAAAGGAAACUACUCGUCAUUUGGCAAAAUCUACUGAACAGAAUAAAUAGGAAUAUUUGACUGCG
Molecule: messenger RNA, 1255 nt
Organism: Salmo salar (Atlantic salmon)
Lineage: Eukaryota; Metazoa; Chordata; Actinopteri; Salmoniformes; Salmonidae
Source: RefSeq, a predicted model, not a curated record